Molecule: messenger RNA, 3553 nt
Organism: Oryzias melastigma (Indian medaka)
Lineage: Eukaryota; Metazoa; Chordata; Actinopteri; Beloniformes; Adrianichthyidae
Gene: s1pr2
Product: sphingosine-1-phosphate receptor 2
Exons: 2
Coding region: 713-1831 (372 amino acids)
Biological process (GO): sphingosine-1-phosphate receptor signaling pathway
Cellular component (GO): membrane
Molecular function (GO): sphingosine-1-phosphate receptor activity
Source: RefSeq, a predicted model, not a curated record
UCCAAAGCGGAGAAAAAAGGGUCAGAAAUAGCCUUUAACAGUAUUUUCCAUAUGAAUUGCUGUCCACAUUCCUGCCCAACUUUUUCAGGCUAUACAGUUCGAGUGUGAAAUGCGCGAUUUUCAUGGCCACAUGACGGUUCCAAGCUGUCUCUUUCUCUCUCUCUCUCUCUUUCGCUGGUGUGUGGGUGUGCGCACAGAGCGCAGCCUAUUGUGAGCGCGCGCCUCCGACGCACUCAACGGCUACUGCUGCUGAGCGAGAAGACAAUCAAAAACGGACCCCUGGAUUGGAGGCAACAAAAGAGAAAGCGCAAACUUUUUACGAAACUUCCUCGGGUUUUGUCUCACUUCUCGGUUGGUUAAAGUUUUGGAUCAGGCUGGGCUUUUGGGGGAACUCUGCGUGGUCUUUUUCGCUGGUACCGGUAUGGAUUCAACAGACUAGACGAGUCUAGACUCACAGAUGAAGUUUGGGUUGUCAUUGUUUCCUCGGGGACACUGACUAGAGGACGGCACUGACGGUUUUACGCAUCCUUUGUGGACGCUGGUGAUGGCACCUGGACGUGGAUUCUGGUCGGUGCGACAUCUGUAGACGACUAUAUUUCUCAUGGGGUGACCCACUCAACACUCCUGAGACGUGACUGUAGGACUGACAUCCUACCCUCCGCCUGUUUCCUGGCAGAAUUUAUGAUAUAAAGACUCUGGAACUGAAGUUUUAAUGAGUCUUUCCCAUAGUGCCCCUGUGCUCUGCCAUCCUGUCACCAUGCAGAGCAAGUACUCCCAGUACUACAACAAGAGUCUCAUACAGUUACACUAUGCUCAUGCCAAGAACAUAAGUGCAGAGGAGAUAGCUAGAAAGGUAUCAGAACCUGCCCAGCCCGACUCUCUCAGUAUAGUCAUCCUGAUCAUCUGCACCAUCAUCAUCUUCGAGAAUCUCUUGGUUCUGAUGGCUGUGUGGCGCAACAGUAAUUUGCACUCCGCUAUGUAUGUCUUCAUCGGAAACCUGGCAUUCUCCGAUCUGCUGGCGGGCUCUGCCUACAUAGCAAAUAUAUUCCUGUCAGGGUCACAGACGUAUAAGAUGUUCCCAGUGCAGUGGUUCAUCAGGGAAGGCACGGCCUUCAUAGCUCUGGCUGCUUCAGUCUUCAGCCUGUUGGCCAUAGCUAUAGAGCGCUACAUUGCUAUCACAAAGCUUAAAGUCUACGGACACGAAAAAACAAGCCGCAUGUUCCUGCUGAUAGGAACAUGCUGGGUCACCUCCAUCCUGCUCGGGGGGCUUCCCAUCCUGGGCUGGAACUGUAUCUUCGACCUCGGAGAUUGCUCGACUGUGCUGCCACUCUACUCCAAGAAAUACAUUGUUUUUGUCGUCACCGUUUUCAGCCUCAUACUGCUCUCCAUUCUCAUUCUCUACGUGAGGAUCUACUUGAUCGUGCGCUCCAGCCACCAUGAUACAAAUACAAAUACGCAGUCAUACUCCCUCCUGAAAACUGUCACAAUAGUGCUGGGAGUCUUCAUCGUGUGCUGGCUGCCUGCGUUUACCAUCCUUCUCCUGGAUUCCUCCUGCAGUAUACAAGUCUGCACGAUCCUAAACAAGGCCAAAAUCUUUUUCGGCAUUGCCACUCUGAACUCAGCCCUCAACCCCCUAAUCUACACGCUGCGCAGCAAGGAUAUGAGGAAAGAGUUCUUGCGAUUGUUGUGCUGCUGGGGGGUGCUGCAAAGUGGGCGUCCAUCUGAACGCUGCCUGAUACCCUUACAUCUCUCCAGCUCUCAGGAACAAUGUUCCAACAAACAGGAACAGCAGACGACUCCCAUCAUAAAAGACUCUACAACCUGUGUCUGAUACUCCACGACAGAGGAGUUUCGUUCAUGCACAUGCGAGAGGCUCGCACGGGAGACGCUGUGUUCAUUCGGACAAAUGUUGACAGAGAGCAGGUCAUGUGACUCGAAAUGUCUGGGAGGCUAAGGCGUCUGUCUGCAGGGACGUCGUUCCCAGAUGAAUGUUUUCCUUCAUAAUACAAUCAUAACUGAGCGACUUCCCAAGAAGGUUCUGGUUUAAAUAAAACAAUUUGUGUUAAAACACAGUGUUUCAAGAGGGAGCUAGUUGUGUGGGUUAAGAAAUGUGAAAAAGCAACAUUUACUAGGUACUUUUAUAUAAGGAGCAAACAUGUUUUAUAUAUGUGGUUACUAGGUUUUUUUUUUUGUUUGUUUUUUGUUAAAAUCCUACUGAAAGCCAGAAACAGAAAAACAUAAAAGCUGAGCUAAAAUUGUGUUGGGGAGUUUUUUUAAACAAUCUUUUAUUAAAAAAUACCAAAAUUGCACUUUUAAAAGCAGACUCUCAUCAUUCUCUCCACAUAAGGUCUAUAGAUUCACUCGUUCCUGCAGCAUCAGUGAGCUCACCACCAUUCUAAAAUAUUUAGAGACAAAAAAAAAACCUCUAUGUAUACCAUAUAUAAUCUUCCUUAACCAAUUUGUUAAACUUCAACAAAAGUGCAUAAUCUGCUUACAUUUAAUGCAUGAAAUUCUAAUAAUAAAUAUAUACUCCAGCUCCAGCUUCUACCACUAACACCCUUUUCAUCGUUGCGCCUCAUAAUCUGUCCCUCUUGCUUUUACUGUUGUCUUUUGUAACUGAACAAUUUCCGUUGAGGAAGGCCAAAUCAGAACUCACAUUUCCUUGAGUGUGCUGGCAUUUACUGAAACCCUUCAGCCACUUUGACACCUGACAGUGUUUUUUAGUAACUCGGAACAGCGGCGUGCCAACUUCUGUUUGAGUCCUUCUCUUUGGGAUUAAGGCUGAAUGUAUGUAUGAAGUGUUUGGGGCGUGUGCUCCACUAUGACAGUAUUAAUGGUCAGAGUUCCUAAAUCGUUGGUGAGCAAAGAGUGAGCCGGUUAGGUCUCUCUCACUGUGUGGCCUCAUUGUAUCAAUGACAAGAAUAGGGGGUUGGCAUCCCUUAGUUUGUUAUUGUCAAACUUAGAGCAUAAACGCAUGUUUUCAGAGUUUGCUCGGCUCCAGGUUUGAAAGCAUGUGAGGGAUUUGCCCUUGGAGGAGGUCAGCUUCAUCUUCAUCCUCUGACAUGCAGUGACAUGCAGCUUCCUCCAGCUUCAGGAAGUUUUUUUUUUUUUUUUUUAGUUGUCCGGUUCCUGUUGUUCAAGGUUAGAAGAACCUUUUUCCUUUAGACAAAAAUAAAACUGUUCUCUCUGACAGUCCUCUUUAUAGUGACUGUUGUGUCCAAGUAGAAAUUGGUGAAAAGCACUUUGGCAGCUUCAAUGAUGUUAUCUUUUCCCUAGUUUUUCUCCUAUCAGGUGGUAAAAUGUUUCAAUUGAUGUACCAGUGACUUCAUUCAAACCUGACCAUGGCUUUAUUAAAACAUGAACAACUCUGUAUGUAUGUUUGUAUCUUUGUAUACUAUGUAUGAAUUCAGAAAUGUGUUGUGUGCAAUAGCUUUGUGUGUUGUGUAGCACGCUGCCUGUGUUAAACUGGUACAAACUAAAACACUAAUGUAGGUACAUAAACGUUUUGUUCAUUGCAUUCCAGUUUUAUAAAAUAAAUGAAUUACGAAAAUUG